Molecule: messenger RNA, 3571 nt
Organism: Antechinus flavipes (yellow-footed antechinus)
Lineage: Eukaryota; Metazoa; Chordata; Mammalia; Dasyuromorphia; Dasyuridae
Gene: XYLT2
Product: xylosyltransferase 2
Exons: 11
Coding region: 51-2654 (867 amino acids)
Biological process (GO): chondroitin sulfate proteoglycan biosynthetic process; heparan sulfate proteoglycan biosynthetic process
Cellular component (GO): membrane
Molecular function (GO): protein xylosyltransferase activity
Source: RefSeq, a predicted model, not a curated record
GGAGGCGUAGGGGGGGCUGCCGCCGCCGCCGCCGCCGCCGGGGCAGGAAGAUGGUGGCGAGCGCGCGGGUGCAGAAGCUGGUGCGGCGCUACAAACUGGCGAUCGCCACGGCGCUGGCCAUCCUGCUGCUGCAGGGCCUGGUGGUGUGGAGCUUCAGCGGCCUGGAGGAGGAGGAGCCCGGGGAGAAAGGGAGACAGAGGAAGCCACGGCCACCAGACCCAGGCGAGGGCUCUAAAGACAGAGAUAGUUCCGCUGGUCGACGGGGAAAUGCUGGCCGGAGACACGGGCGCUGGAAGGGCCGAGCGGAUAGCCCGGGGGUGUUGGUGGCCAAGGUGGUGAGAGCCGUGACGGGCAAGCACAGAUUUAGCCGCCGGGUCCCCCCCGUCCCACCCCGAGAGCCCCUCAGCCGCCAGAACCUGAGUACUGGGGGUGGAGGAGAGGUGCUCCCUGGGGCAGGUGUUGCUGGCGCCUUCCAGCAAGGCGACACGGGCAGCGUGGAGGGUGCUCCCCAGCCCACAGAGAAUGGCUUCACCCCCAAGUGUGAGAUCACGGGCAAGGACGCCUUGUCUGCCUUGGCCCGGGCCAGCACCAAGCAAUGUCAGCAGGAGAUCGCCAACGUGGUGUGUCUGCACCAAGCAGGGAGUCUCAUGCCCAAGGUUGUGCCCCGACACUGCCAGCUGUCUGGAAAGGUGAGCCCCAUGAUUCAGUGGGACGAGAGCAGAGUGCAGCUGCCCCCGGGCCGGCCCUCCGUGCGAAUUGCCUACAUGCUGGUGGUUCACGGCCGUGCCAUCCGGCAGCUCAAGAGGCUCCUCAAGGCUGUGUACCACGAGCGACACUUCUUCUACAUCCAUGUGGACAAGCGCUCCAACUAUCUGCACCGAGAGGUGGUGGCUCUGGCCCAGCACUACGCCAAUGUGCGGGUGACCCCCUGGCGCAUGGGCACCAUCUGGGGGGGUGCGAGUCUCCUGAAGAUGUAUCUGCGUAGCAUGCAGGACUUGCUGGAGGCACCUGGCUGGACCUGGGACUUCUUCAUUAACCUUAGUGCCACCGACUACCCUACCAGGACCAAUGAUGAGCUGGUGACAUUCCUGUCCAAAUACCAUGAUAAGAAUUUCCUGAAGUCUCAUGGCCGGGACAACUCAAGGUUUAUCAAGAAACAGGGCCUGGACCGGCUCUUUCACGAGUGUGACUCCCAUAUGUGGCGCCUGGGAGAACGGCAGAUCCCAGAGGGCAUCGUCGUGGAUGGUGGCUCGGACUGGUUUGCCCUGACACGCAGCUUCGUGGAGUACGUGGUCUACACGGACGAUCCCCUCGUGGCUCAGUUGCGUCAGUUCUAUACCUACACACUCUUACCAGCUGAGUCCUUCUUCCACACCGUGCUGGAGAACAGCCCUACCUGCAACACCCUGGUGGACAACAACCUGCGGGUCACCAACUGGAACCGUAAGCUGGGCUGCAAAUGUCAGUACAAGCACAUCGUGGACUGGUGUGGCUGCUCCCCCAAUGACUUCAAGCCUCAGGACUUCCUUCGGCUACAGCAACUCUCCAGACCUACCUUCUUUGCCCGAAAAUUUGAAUCAACUGUGAAUCAGGAAGUGCUGGAAAUCUUGGACUCUCACCUUUAUGGUAGUUACCCUCCCAACACGCCAGCCCUCAAAGCGUACUGGGAAAAUGCCCACGACAUUGCCGAUGGCCUGGGCGGGCUCAGCGACGUCAUCCUCACUGCCUACACAGCUUUUUCCCGCCUCGGCCUACGUCAUGCUGCUGCCAUGGCAUCCCCUCCAACUAACCAGCUCUGCAGGUUUGAGCCUAAAGGCUUCCCAUCCAGUGUCCACCUGUAUUUCUAUGAUGACCGUUUCCAGGGCUACUUGUUGACCCAGACAGUGCAACCUGUGGCCUCUGGGCCCGAAGAGGCGCUGGAGAUGUGGCUGAUGCCUCGGGGGGCCCUGAAGCUAACAGAACACAAUGGUCAGGCCAACCGGCUGCAGAACCUGGAGGUAGGCACAGAGUGGGACCCCAAGGAGCGUCUCUUCCGGAACUUUGGGGGAUUGUUGGGGCCUCUGGAUGAGCCAGUAGCCAUGCAGCGUUGGGCCCGUGGCCCCAACCUAACAGCCACUGUUGUUUGGAUUGAUCCCACCUUUGUGGUGGCCACCUCGUAUGACAUCACAGUCGACUCUGAAGCUGAGGUCACUCAGUAUAAGCCUCCCCUGAGCCGGCCCCUGCGACCUGGUGCCUGGACCGUCCGUCUGCUGCAGUUCUGGGAACCCCUGGGAGAGACUCGCUUCCUGGUGUUGCCCCUGACCUUCAACCGCAAACUACCUCUCAGGAAAGAUGAUGGGAGCUGGCUACACGCUGGGCCCCCCCACAAUGAGUACAUGGAGCAGAGUUUCCAGGGCCUGAGUGGAAUCUUGAACCUUCCCCGGCCAGAGCAGGCAGAAGAAGCUUCUCGGAGGCACUCUGAAUUGACGGGCCCUGCCCUGGAGGACUGGACAGAUAGCACCUUGGGCAGCUUCUGGUCAGUGGCAGGGCUGUGUGCCACAGGCCCCUCAGUCUGUCCCAACCUGGAGCUCUGCAGCCAGACCAGCUGGAGUUCCCUCUCUCCUGACCCCAAGUCAGAGCUUGGUCCUGUCAAAGCUGACGGCCGGCUGAGGUAGCGGGACCACAGUGGGAGCCCGGGGAAAAUCCCGGGGCGUUGCACCUUAGGAACUCCAUGGAGGAAGAGGUGAUCAAGGGACCAUCCUCUCCCAUGGGUGAGAAGUUGGGGUCUAGCCUCAUCGUCCCAUCCCCCCUCCAUUCGUUGGCUGGAGUGAGCAGCAAGUGGACCCUGAUGGGCUACUUAUCAGACAGUUCCAAACUGGGGACCAGAGAAGAGCAGAGAAAACUAGGGUUCCUUCAGUUACCGAGCCAGUGCUGCUCCUGUGCCCUCUUCAGUUUGUCUAAGUUCUACUUACUUUUUUAAAGAUGGCUUUGUGGAGAGGGCCUAAAGACAGGAAAAGGAGAGAGGAGCAAAGUGCAAUAAAGUCUCAGGCAGCCCCAGGGAGAUAUGGUGCCCCUAGGAUCUGCAGAACAGGGAACCAACCUGGCACUUCAAGGAGUUUCCUGAGAGAGCCUGAGUCCCCUCCCUUUUGCCCCAGAAGCCCAGGUCAGUAGAGCUGAGGGCAAAAGAUGCUGCUGGUCUUGUCCAAAAAAAACAACCCAAUCAACAAACAACCCAUCUCUAAAGAGCUCCUAGAUAACUGGGUAAUCUGUGAAACUGGGCGCCAGAGAGGAGAUACAGGAAAGGGAAAUGUUUGGGGCUCCUGGGUCUGAUGGUCUGCUCUGUCUCCUUUAUGUGAAAUGGGUGCUGUCCUGAGACACCCAUGGUGCUGACAGAUUAGGCUCUGCAAAGCAGGGAGCUCGAGGAGUCCUGGACACAGGUGGUUCCUGUGACAACAGGAGUGAACUAGAGAGAGCAAAGCAAGAACUGCCCUCUCAGGUCGUUCCUGAGAGGGAACCAGAGCAGUGGUGAGCCUGGAGCGCUGUGUAAAACCUGAAAUAUGCAACAGCAGAAAUAUAUCUCUUACAUCUCUAA